AUGUCAGAACCACGAGAUGCGACGAACACGUUGAAUAGGCAACCAAGUGACACGAGGGGAGCGCACAAAAAGGCCUCCAGCAUCACUCCGCGCGCAGGGACACACGUCAGGCCAUCCACGCCCACCACGUCCACCUCGAAAGAAAACGGAAGGGCUGGUCCAUCCUCAUCCACCGCGUUUCCGACGACACCGGAGUCGCCCACCCCCGUGCGCGUUCCUCGCACACCGCGCACUGCAAGCGAGCCUGGCCUGAGGUCUGUCUCAGAGAAGUCCGUGCUUGAGACACCCGUGAACACCAAGGGCAAGCGGAAGGCGGAGGAAGUGGAUCUUACGCCUCCCGACCAGCGCGCAGGCCAUCACGCUAAGUUUGUGCUUCCGGAGGGCGGUCAUCGUUCCCACCAUGUCUCCGAAGUCUCUCGCGCCCCUUCCUCUUACACGGGUCGCAAACGCGCACGGUUGUCCACGGCCUCCCCCUCCGCUAGUCCUUCUCAAUCUAGACCAGCAUCUGUGUCGCGACACCCCACCGACUCCUGGCCCAGUCGCUCCGCCAUUCCAGCGACCCUUCAUCGUGCCAGUUCCAAAAGCGCGUCCAUGCGUUCAGGUGCUCGCUCCGAGUCCAUGAUCGCUUCCGCACAGCGUAACUCGAGCCGACGCAAAAGCCUCUCUGAGAUUUCCAUCCCUCUCAGCGCGCUCGUCGCUCCCCAUGCGCCAUCCGUAAGCGUGCGCUCGAGUAUGUACCACAUGCGAGACCCGCGAAAACCUCCACGUAUACACCCCACCCCAUGGAGCCUGGAGUUACGCAACCCAGAUCAAGAAGGGUCGCCCGUGCACGCGUGGUUCUUCUUCAUCGGUUUCGUGCUCUUUCCGCUGUGGUACGUCGCGAGCUUUUGGAGGAUCCCGCAAACACGCCAGGUCGGUGGCUCGGACACGGAGAAGGCCGUGACGCUGGACGACCCGCAAGUGGAACACGACGCGCGGUCGUGGCGGCGGCGCUGUCGCAUUAUGUCCGUGGUAUCGCUCUUGACCUACAUUCCCUUCAUCGUCUUGGUCGCCAUCUUCGUCCCUCGCAGCUAA
This is a messenger RNA of Trametes versicolor FP-101664 SS1, 1074 nucleotides long. RefSeq lists its product as uncharacterized. Bases 1 to 1074 code for a protein of 357 amino acids. Lineage: Eukaryota; Fungi; Basidiomycota; Agaricomycetes; Polyporales; Polyporaceae. The transcript is spliced from 4 exons. The record is from RefSeq and is a predicted model, not a curated record.